Lampris incognitus (smalleye Pacific opah) is the source of this 3003-nucleotide messenger RNA. RefSeq names its product ATG16 autophagy related 16-like 1 (S. cerevisiae) (gene atg16l1). Bases 141 to 2003 code for a protein of 620 amino acids. The transcript has 21 exons. Gene Ontology annotation, biological process: autophagosome assembly; negative stranded viral RNA replication. The record is from RefSeq and is a predicted model, not a curated record. Lineage: Eukaryota; Metazoa; Chordata; Actinopteri; Lampriformes; Lampridae. Gene Ontology annotation, molecular function: protein binding. Gene Ontology annotation, cellular component: autophagosome membrane.
GAGGCGGCUGAAGAAGCAGGCGUUGGCUAGCGCGUCUGUUUUGCUUGAUUUAAGACCCAAAACCGCUCCAGUUCCGACGCUACAUACCGUUGGCAGACCGCAAGCCGCCGUCCUCCGGGGCAGGGGUAGAUGGUGUGGUCAUGGCGGAGCGGCGUGUGGCGUGUACAUGGAAGAGACACAUCGCAGAGCAGCUCAGACAGCGGGAUAGAGUUCAACGCCAUGCCUUUGAAGAGAUCAUCCACCAAUAUAAUCGUCUGCUGGAGAAGUCCGACCUCCAGGCUGUCCUAUCGGAGCGAUACCAGGCGGACAAAUAUGACGUCCAGAGAGCUCAUGAACCCAGCCCGGGGUCAGACUCCAGCCGGACUGACGCUCUGCAGCAGGAAAUGGCCCAGAUGAGGAUCAAACACCAGGAGGAGCUCACAGAGCUGCACAAGAAGAGGGGCGAGCUGGCCCAGAGUGUGAUAGAGCUCAACAACCAGAUCCAACAGAAAGACAAGGAGAUCCAGAGUAACGAGGCCAAGAUGAUGGAGUACCAGCAGCAGAUCGCCAGCCUUGAGGGGGACUGUCGGGACCUGAGGGCCCAUCUGCAGGACCUGGAGAGAGCCAACCAGACGCUGAAGGACGAGUAUGAUGCCUUGCAGAUCACCUUCAGUGCCCUGGAGGAGAAGCUAAGGAAGACCACGGAGGACAACCAGGAGCUGGUGUCCCGCUGGAUGGCAGAGAAAGCCCAGGAGGCCAACAGACUUAACGCAGAGAAUGAAAAAGACUGCAGACGGAGACAGGCCAAGCUACAGAAGGAGCUGGCUGAUGCAGCCAAGGAGCCUCUUCCGAUUGACCAGGAUGAUGACAUUGAGGUCCUAGCAGAAGAAGCUGGGAAGGGAACUGGAGAGGCUUCACCAAACCGACUAGUCAGUCGCACCCCGAGUAAACGGAUUUCCCAGCCUCCCCCCGGCGGUCUGCUGGACUCCAUCUCUAACAUAUUUGGCGUGUCGGAGUGUGUCCAGCCUGGACUCCUCUCACCUCAUUCCAGUCGUCGAGCUGCCAACUCCUUCAGCACUUCCCCGGAGAACACGGACACGUCGUCUGGAGUGUGUGCGGAGGUCCGGGUUCCCUCCACGGCGCUGCAUGUGUUUGACGCCCAUGACGGAGAGGUGAACGCGGUGAGGUUCAGCCCUGGCUCACGGCUCCUGGCGACUGGAGGGAUGGAUCGCAGGGUGAAGCUGUGGGAGGUCCUAUCAGGGCGCUGUGAGCCUAAAGGAGCUCUGACUGGCAGUAAUGCAGGCAUCACCAGUAUUGAGUUCGACAGCGCUGGCUCAUACCUGCUGGCGGCCUCCAAUGACUUUGCCAGCAGAAUCUGGACAGUAGACGAUUACCGACUGCGGCACACUCUGACUGGACACAGCGGGAAGGUUCUGUCAGCUCGCUUCCUGUUGGACAACGCCCGCAUCGUCUCCGGCAGUUACGACCGUACCCUCAAACUGUGGGACCUACGUAGCAAAGUCUGUAUGAAGACGGUGUUUGCUGGCUCCAGCUGCAACGACAUCGUCUGCACGGAGCAGUGUGUCAUGAGCGGCCAUUUCGACAAGAAAGUUCGCUUCUGGGACAUUAGAGCUGAGAGUAUAGUCAGAGAGUUGGAGCUGCUGGGCAGAGUGACGUCUUUGGACCUGAACCACGACCGCACCGAGCUGCUGACCUGCUCCAGAGAUGACCUGGUUAAGAUCAUCGACCUGCGCACCAACGCUGUCAGACAGACCUUCAGCGCUGAGGGCUUUAAAUGCGGAGCGGAUUGGACUAGAGUCACCUUCAGUCCUGAUGGAAGUUAUGUGGCUGGAGGUUCUGCAGAUGGAGCACUGUACGUCUGGAAUGUUUUGACAGGGAAAGUGGACCGGACCCUGGAUAAGAGCCACAGCUCCGCCAUCAACUCUGUGGCCUGGUCUCCAUCUGGAGCAUACGUGGUGAGCGUCGAGAAAGGCAGCAAGGCUGUGCUGUGGUCCGACAUGUGAUCGACUUCUGUUGCGGUCGGAUGCUAUUGGCCGACUGGCAUUCUGGACUGUGGCGUUGAGGCACAGCCAUUGGCUGGGGGGGAGGGGGUUGUCCUUCAAAUCCUAAUGGGCAGGUCGGUGUGGUGUGUGUUGGGAUGUUGAACGUCUCCAGAGCGUCUGUCCCCGCCAGAGUUGUUUGUCGUGGAUGAAGAACUGGGCAGUAAAUGGCUUUCACUAGAUGCUGCGGUGUCCACUCUGAAUCUCCCGGUGAUCUCUGGUUUUGACCCAAAGUGGCGGCUAUGAGAGAAGGAAGGGAGGCUGUGAAGGAAACUAAUUCUCUUUAGAGUCCUGAUUUCACCAACGUCCAGGAGAGCUGGGGACUCGCCGUUCUGCCUUCGAUUCAAACAGCUGGUGGGGCUUUUUAAAACGGCGUGGAUUUAGUACGGUUUCCAUGUUUUAAUGUUAGAGAAUCGUGUCGUGUCCUGGCUGGUUUUAGUCCACUACGUCACUCUGAGCGCUUUCCUUCAUCCUGCAGUGUUGCUAAACUCACCCCGGGGAGAACAGCUAAUGCCCCAGACAGCCUGCUGGUUAAACUGGUCACCAUCGGUACAACGCUAGUAGAUGACCAGUAAGGUGGUCUAGUCUAGUCCACCAGCCAGAUAACCAGUAAUCUUGCAGAGACUCCUGUUAAAAUUCAGCCAACUUAUUGUUAAAGGAGAUGCUCUCCUUACUUUUGAGCCCGGACUUCAUUAAAAUGUCAUCUUGCGUCAUUUAAAAUUGUAAGGACAAAAACUUCACCGAUCGUUUCAGCACUGAGAGACCCCGCACUUCCCGAACCUUCUGUUUGGACGUCAACACAGUCCAACAGUCCAACACAGUCCAACAGUCCAACACAGUCCAACAGUCCAACACAGUCCAACAGGACAGGGGUUUUUUUUGGCGGAGGGGAUUCCCCCCCCUUUUUUCCCCUGCCCAAUUGUAUCUGGCCAAUCACCCCACUCUUCCAAGCCGUCCCGGUCUC